This is a messenger RNA of Colletotrichum karsti, 2043 nucleotides long. RefSeq lists its product as uncharacterized. The record is from RefSeq and is a predicted model, not a curated record. Lineage: Eukaryota; Fungi; Ascomycota; Sordariomycetes; Glomerellales; Glomerellaceae. The transcript is spliced from 2 exons. Bases 1 to 2043 code for a protein of 680 amino acids.
AUGCGUUACACGAAGUCCUUGGCUCUGCUGCUAAGCAUAGCUUUCGCCGAAGCCCAGUUCACGAAGCCCUUGGCAGGAGAUUAUUUCAACAUUGGCGAAAAGUUCCAGAUUGAAUGGCAGACGGCGGGCUUACAGGGACCUAUCAACAUCGAUCUGGUACCCAAUGGCGUGACGGAUGGUUCAGUUGUCGCGGAGAGGAUUGGAGAGCAAAUCCAGAAUGUCGGCCGAUUGUACUGGGCGCCUGACGCCUCCAUCGCGGCCUUUGACAGUUUCAUGAUGGUCAUCACCGAUUCCGCUCAGACUACCGUCAUGUCCCAAGCAUUCAAGAUCAACCAACUCACCGAGCAGCCCGUCGUUCAGACGUAUGUCGGCGCCGAAGUCCAGGUUCUCACCAAGCCGCCGGCUCCUCCGAAGACGAUCUACUCUGGCCCUCUGCCUCCCGAUGCCACUCCUGCCGGGCUCGUCGUUGAAGCCGUACCUGCCAAGGCUGCUCCCGCCAACGGCACAAUUCCCGCGACGACUGCUGCUGACGCCACUCCUGCCGAAUCUGCCCCCGCCGAGACUGCUCCUGCGGAAACCACUCCUGCUACCGGCGGCCGGCGCAAAGGCAAGGGUAAGGGCAGAGGGGGAAAGGGCAAUGGUGGUGGUGACAAUGCUGAUGCCACUGCUGCCCCAACCGCUUCCGCUGCGCCGGAGCAGCCUGCCACCGGCGAGCGUGCUGGUAACGGCACUCAGGCGGAACCGUCACCCAUUUUCUCAACUAUCGAUCCCGGAGCAGGCAAUCCUGCCCCCUCAGCACCCGCGACCUCAGCUGCUCCGGAGCAACCACCAGUUACUCAGCCCGCCAACAACGGGACCCAGGCUGCGCCUUCGCCCAUCUACUCGACUAUCGACCCUGGUGCGGGCAAUCCUGCUCCGUCCGCUCCUGCGACAUCUGCUGCGCCGGAGAAACCGCCUGCUACUCAGCCUGCCAACAAUGGUACACAGGCUGCGCCUUCACCCAUUUAUUCGACUAUUGAUCCCUCAACCAAGUCGCCUGCUCCUAUCAACAACCAAACCGCUCCCGCUAGCAAGGAGGCUCCUGCUCAGACCGCCCCUGCUGAAGAAAGCCGCGUCUCCAUCGUGCCCACAGCCGUUCCCACCGUAUCUCUUCCUCCAGUUCUCAUCCCACCCAAGAACACCAGCACGCCCGCCGAAGCGCCAGCCGUGUCCGCCACUCAGCCGGCCGUUCUUGUUCCCGGGAACACCACCGCCCCUGCCGAGGCGCCUGCUGCUACUCAACCACCAGUUCUUGUUGCUCCGGCGAACACCAGCACUCCAGCCGAAUUGCCAGCAGUUCCCGUCACCGAGCCCGCUGCUGUUGUUCCCGUCCCGAUCGAAGCCACUCCCUCAGCCGAUGCCGGUGCUCCGACAACCCCAGAAGCCGCUCCCCCGGCGGCCACUCCUUCGGCCGAUGCUGGCGCUUCGAAAGCUCCGGAAGCCGCUCCUCCGGCGGAGACGUCCGCAGCUUUGCCCACUGGAGUCUCUCCGCCAGCGAUUACGCCGCCUCUCAAUCCAGUCCAGUCUGGUGCGCCUCAAUCAUCCGUAGCGAAGCCCUCCAGCCCGGCCGCGCCGGAGCAAACUCCUGCCACGAGCAGCGGUGCUGACACGAAAACUGGUGAAAAGACUUCGGCAUCAGCAAGCAGCACUGAAGCCAACCGGGCUGGAGGCACCGCGGGAGCUUCUUCGACAGGAGCCUCCCAGUCUUCUGGUUCGAACAUCCAGCCAACUGCUGUCCCACAGCUGAAUGAGCCCGCCGAACCAACGACGGUUCCUCGUCUUGGUGCCAUAGUCUCGCUCCCAUCUUCGCUGAUGACUUCUAUGGUUCUCGCCAGCAACAUUCAGGCUCAGGCUGGCGUCGCUGCCCCGACAACUGGCUUGGUCUUCGCAACGACCCCUGCCUCGGUCCUCACAACAUCUGGAGGAAGUAGGGAGACACACAACGGUUACUUCGCAGCUCUCAUCGGCACUGCUGCGGCUUUGACCAUCGCAUUUAGCCUCUAG